Messenger RNA from Tetrahymena thermophila SB210, 5877 nucleotides. RefSeq lists its product as hypothetical. The transcript has 3 exons. Lineage: Eukaryota; Ciliophora; Oligohymenophorea; Hymenostomatida; Tetrahymenidae. The record is from RefSeq and is a predicted model, not a curated record.
AUGAAAGUCUCUAGCUAUGAUUCAUACACUGAAGAGUACAAUAAAGCAAAAAAGCAAUACAAUUACUAGACAGAAGGCGAUGAAGAUGAUGAAGAAGAAGAUAAAGAGUAAUUAGUAUCGCAUAAUUUGAAUAAAGACCAUUAUGGAAAUCAUGAAAUGUACGAAAGCUAUGGAAAUAAUGUAGAUUAUGAGAGUUAAGAUUCAAAUUAAGAGAGUGAAGGAAUAUUAGAUUAUAUUUAUAAAAGACAAAUGACUUAGGGAUAAGAAGAAGAUUUUUAAGAGGAAAACAUAAAAUAUUUAGAAGAAGAGGAAAAGUAAAUGAUAGAUAGUGGAUUGUAGCAGUAAAAAUAACAAUUUAAAUAAACAGAAUAAAUAUUUGUAAAUAAAAAGAACUAAGAAAACUUACCACACUAAAACUUUGAUGACAUUAAGCAUAAAAUGAAUUAGAAAAUUUCUUAAGCUCCUUAAAAAUUUUAAAAGCAAAAUUAUGAAGAAUCCGAAAUACCUUAAGGUGCAAUAUUAAAAACAGUUUAGAACAACAGAACAAACAAUAAAAAAUAGAUUUAAUAAAUAGAGCAAAUAACUAAAUAAAUUUGUUAGUUUUGCGAUUGGAAUAUUUCUAGGAUAAAGUUUUUAAGAGAAAAUUUACAUAUUAGGUAUUUUGAAGCAUUUAAUUUUUAUUUUGCUAAACCUAUAAAUGAGAUUUUAGCAAAUUAUGCUUUACCUCAUGUAAUUACUUUAAAGGAUUAUACUUACUUCUACGAUGAAAACGAGUAUUUAAAAAGAUACUAUCGAGUAGAAGAAGUGCCUCCGAGACUUGCUGUUUUAACUAAUUUUUUUACAAACUCAUACAAAUAGACAAGGCCUAAUUUGAUAGUUACGAAUUAAUACAAGGUAAUUUAAAAGAGAAAUGUUAAGCAAGCAAGGUUAUUCAUGCGUCAAGUAGCUAAAAAUGUGAAUAAUGGAAUUGGUUAUAAUGUAAAUAACAAUAUUUAUAAUAAGGAUGAUUCUAGUGAUAGCGAAGGUUAUUCCUCAGAGAAAAAUAAUGAUUCUAAUUAAGCAGGAGCUAAUAGCAAAGGAAGCAAAAAGAAAACCAAUCUGCCUUCAAAAGUGCUUUAUAGUCAUCUUUCUUAGUCUAUGGGACUCUCCUAAAACUAAUCAAAUCAAUCAGAAGAAUAGUCUAAUUCUUAGAAUUACCAAGAAUAUGAUAAUUAUAGAAAUUUUAUUAUGCAAAUGAGCUUCGAGACAUCAACUCAUGACAUAUAUUACCCAUCAUUUAGCAACUCAAAAAUGAAUAUCGAAAAUGCUUAAUCAAAAAAUAAAAUAGUUUAGGAAUCUUAAUAAAAAUAUAAAAGUAUUAGACUCAGCUAAGAAUCAAAUUCAUAAAAUUAAAAUAAAAUAUUUAAUUAAGAGGAUGAAGAAAGAUAGGUUUAAAUUACUGAUUUCAAUUCAAAUCUGCAAAAAGAUAAAAAGCAUGAUGAUUAAAAUGAGUUUUAAGGGGAAAACGAGUAAAAUCCCAGACUUCUAGAACUUAUUGUAGGAGAUGAUAAGAGUGUUUAAUUUGAAAAAUAGGAAAUAUAAAAUACGUAAUAGAUUAAACUAUAGAAAAGUAAUAUUUAAAAUAUAAAUUAGAUCAUAGAAUAAAUGUAAAUGCAAGGAAUAUAAAAUUAUCAUAAUUUGUUAGAUAUAGAUUAAGAAGCAUUAACAUAGAAUAUUAAUAUAAGGGAUUAAUACUUAAAUAAAAAUUCUAAUAAUAAUUAUGAUCCGUCCAAGAGAAUUAGCACUUUAAUAUCUCAAAGCAGCGCCACUUAACCCAGCCAACUAAAUGCAUUUAAUACAAAUAAUUAUAUAAUUGGAACAAAUUGGUAAAAUUUGCCAGCAAACCCAUAGCUUCAAAGUACUUAAAAAUAAUUUGAUAAGUUAAAUUUGCAAGAGCUUCAUUUAGGAAGUAAUGUGGUUUACGUGAAUUCGAUAAAUACAGAAGGAAGGAGCUCAGAACCAAGUAUUUAGCCCACAUUUAGAGAUGGGUUUAUGUUGCUAAAUAAUCCACACUAUUAAAAUGAAAUUUACAGAAAUUCUAAUUCAUAACUUCCACUAAAUAUAUAGGAUUUAUAAUCAAAUACUUUUCCUUUUUAACAAACACAAUUACUAGGUUAAUCAAUAGAAGAUUAUAACAAAACUGAUCCUCAAAGGAUUAAACAAAAUGAUUCGAAUAAAAAGUAAAACAGCUAGCAAAAAUCUGUUUAGUAAGUUCAGCAGUAUAUUCUUUCUCAGAUUAAAAAGCAGCAUGACUUUCUUAAUAUGGGAAGAAAUUAACAAGCAACUUUAUCAACAUAAAAUUCAUAACAUCCUUUUUACACAUCUUUGUCUCCAGAUAUAAAAGAUAAAAAAGAAAUAUCUUCCAGCAACUAAAAAUAGCUAAAACCGAGUAAAGUUAACCAUGCUUAUACAAAUGAAUUUAAUGAGGGAAAAGCAAAAUAAUAUAACAGUGGAAAGCCUGUCUAAAAUAGUAGUAGAAAGUUGCUUACAGAAAGAAAUUUCACAGAAAUUAACUUAGGAUCCAUCUUUGAAAAGCUAAAACUCUCAAAUAGACUUGCGAGCUUAGAAAAUAAAUAAACUUAAAUAAAUUAAAGUCAUAAUUAAGAAAAUUUCAUCUAAAAAAUUACUAACAGUAGUUAAAGCAGAAAUAACAGCACAAAAAAGAAAAAUAGUAAACAAAGUGAAGUAUAUGCAAAUAAACCUUUAUCAAACGAUAUAUCGCCUAUUGGUUAUACACCUAGAAAUUUUAAAAAGAAAAAUUUUAAUUCAAAAGAAGAUCCUAGCUUAAAAUAUAUUCAUUCUGAACAAAGUCCUGAAUUGAGCAAAAAAUUGUCUCACAUUAAUAGCUUAAUAGCUAAAACUCAAGUUGGUGAUAAAAAAAACAGUGUUAGUUAAAACCAUCUCAAUAAUAAUAACAACAACAAUAACAGUUCUCUAAAAAAACAUAAUAAUUCUAGUAAGGUGAGAGAUCAAACUUCAUUUGAGGUUUUAUCUGGAAGGGUUUCUGUGAGUCCAGCUCAAAAUCCUUACAAAAACUAAUUAUAAGGAAAGACAUCAAGUAGUUAAGCUCAUUAGCUAACAACAACGUUAGAUCAUUCUUAAUAAGUGAAUAACUCUGUAAUAAACUAACUCAUUAAAGAUUCCAUAAAUACAAAAUCUUCUAAUAAUAUAACAACAAGAAUAUCAAACAUUUCUAAUUUGAGGAAUAAAAUUAUUAGUGCUGGAGAGUAAAAAUCUUCUAUGAAUAGUCCAAGUAGGAUAUGCACAGAUCGUGAUACCUAAAACCCUCGUUUAAAAUAAAGCAAAUCUCCUUCUCUUAACAGUCACGGAGUUAUUUCUAAAAUCUCAUAGAAAAAAGCUCAGUACAAAAGAAGCUCUAACAACAAGCUUAAUGGAUAAAACUCUCAUUUGUAUCAAAAAUAAAAUACAAACAAUGUAGUACACAGCAAUUAUUACUAAAGAGGAGAUGAGCAAACAAAUUACACUCAAAUAAAUCCUAAUAAUAGCAUGAAUAAUAUAACUACAAAUUGUAACUCAAUAAGCUAAAAUCAGAUUCUUCCUUAGACUUAACAACAAGAAAAUUCUUCUUGUAAUUUACAACUUUAACUUUUACAGCAAAUAAAAUAAAAUCUAGCAGCUGCUUCUAACACUAAUAAUAAUUCUGGAGCUCACAUUCCAUCUCAUCAUGGAAGUGUCCCUUAAGUUUAACAAAGCCAUUUCGGAAUUAAUGGUAAUUCUUAAUUAGUAUCUCAUCAUGGUAAUAGCCCCUCACAUCCAAAUUAAAAGAGCUCAAACAAAACACUUUCAUAAAAGAUUUUAACUAAUGCUUUGACUAACACAAUAAAUAAAUUUUACAAAAAUGCUUUAAAAAAUGGGGAAACAGAAUAAAUAAAAGACAAUGCUGCUUAAGUUAAUAUGUAACAAAAUUAAAAAAGUAGCUUAGCAAAUUAAUAGAAUAGGAAUAAUUAAUCUCCAUAAUAAAAUUUAUAGAAUCCUUAGUUUUUCCAGAAUUCUUCACAAGCAGCUUAAUACACAGUAGAGAGUGAUUAAUCCCCUCGCUUAGUUCAAUAAUCAAUUUAAAAUUAUUAAAAAUAAAAUGUUAAAAAAUAAUAAAAUAGCGGACAAACAAGAAUUUAGACUAAGAUAAAAGGCAUACAGAGUGAUGAUAUUUCUUAAAAAUUUAUUAAAAGUCUAUGCAAAUAAAGGGUAAAGUAGAAAGAUUCGAUUGGAUCUUAAAACCAGAUUUCUGCCAACCUAGAAACUUUAAACUCUGCUAGAAAUUCAAGUAUAAUAAAGGUAUAAGAUUAUAAAGUAAAUAACUAAAAUGGAAACAUUCCUGUUUAUGGAGCAAUAGGAUCCUAGCAAUAGUAAAUGUAAAUAAAUGCAGCAGAUAGCAAGAAAAAGUAAUUGCAAAUGAGACAGAAAGGUAGCAAUGGGAUAUAAAAUAAUGCAAUUACUACUAGCUUAAAUGGUAUGGUUAGUAACCAAUCAAUAAAUUCAUCUGUAAAUAAUAUUAAUUCAAUUAUUGGGAGCUCAAAUUAUAUAAAUAAUCUAACCUCUAACAACACUGCCCAAACUAAUGCUAAUGCUAAUUAAAGUUAAAAAAUAAAUAAUUAAAAAUCUUAGAAUCCAAGCAAUUUUAACAGUAAAAAUAGCAAUCAUCCUACAAAUUUGUAAAAUUAGAAUUAUAACCUUAUUUUAAAUCCAUCAAUAAUAAAUGGAUAGACAAAUGUCAAUGGAAUAAGCAGUAAUCCUUCGUUAAAUGCGUUUUAACAAUAAAAUUAACAUUUAACUAAUUCUUAGGUUUUAUAGUAACUGCAAACACUAAAUCAGCAAUAUGCCAACCUUGAUAGCAAUUAUAAUAGUAACAAUUAAGCUAAUCAUUAGAGGAUUGAAAGUAUUAAAAAAGUUAAUAGUCCUAGAUAAAGCUAGCCAUUAAUUAAGCCUCCACAAAAUAUCAACUAGCAGCUAUCUAACAGCUCUUUAAUCAACCAUAUUUAAAAGUAAUCAGAUUAGCGAAUAUUUAAAACUGAAGCUCCAUAUCAGAGUGAAGACAGCUAAAUUUAGAUAAUGAAUUCUUAUAAAAAUUUAUUAAAUUAAAAUAGCUAAAAUAUAAAUAAUUAAAUUUAGUAAAAUAGCAAAUAAUAAUAAUAAUAAUAAUAAUAAUUAAAUUUGGAGAUACUUAGCAGUCCUCCUUCAAAUAAUAACUAGCAAAUUCCCUAUAACUAAACAUCUAAGAAUGAUUAAUUAAAAAUUAAGAACUAAAUCGGAGUAACUCUGUCACCUGAUAGGAUAAAGGAACAAAAGAAAAAAAUAAUUCAAAAUAAUGAUGAUAAUAAAAAUCAUUUUAAUUCGCAAAUAAAUGGGCAAUUCUAAUUAUAGACAUAGUUAGCCUAGGCUAAAAAAAUAUAAGAUGAAUUUUAAUUGGGUAAUGGGUUUUACACUUAAAGAAAUAAUGGCAAAAACAGAAAAAAAUCUAAUGAGCAUUUAGGAAGUAAUUAAAAAUUCAUAUAGUCAAGCAGGGGAAGCUACUAAGGACAUUAUGCUGACUUAAGUGCUUGGAAGCAUAAUAGUAUUUCUAAAUAAGGCAGUGAAAACUAACAAAAUCCAGUAAAUACAAUUAGUUAAUAAGAAUCUAAUUAACAAUCGAAAUUACUAAACACAUCUCCAAAUAGACCAAUUCAAUAAUAAUAAUUGAAUUAAUAGCAUGAAAUUUAUAAUUAGCAUUAUUAAGUAAGUAACGGUAAUGGAAAUUCAGGUCCCUUAAUGCAGUAGCAAACAGCUACUUUACUUAACCAAAAAAUAAAACAACUCAGUUAAAAGUUUUAAAUUUAAUGA